AUGUUUGGGCGUAGGAUCCUGGGCGGGCAGCCUGAUGGUUUCAAGCUUCUCCUAGGAUACCAGGUGGCCAGCCUUCUAUCUCCCCACGCACCUACCACCCCCAAGGCAGCUUCGCAGGAUGCCGCUGCUCUGGAGCAUGCAGAUCACACCGGGGAGGACUAUGACGCAGGCGCUGACUCCAAGGAGCUGCAGACCGCCCUCUCCAGCCUCAACGAGGCAACCUUUGAGACCGCACAGGUGACGUGGACGGCGGGGGAGGCUGACGCGGUGGUGCUGACGCGGCUGAAGAACGCGAGCGUGAUCCACGGCCUGCACGAGGAGCGCGUGGUGCUGCAGCUGGAUCUGGCGCGCGCCGACGUGCCCGGCCGGGCAGUCAGCGCCGCAGCCUUUGGGCAGGCAGACGAGGAGGUGCACGCGCGGCUGCGCAUCGAGCUGCUCCCUCCGCAGGUGCGGCGGAUAGAGCUGUCGCGCACGACGGCGUCGGGGGCGGUGGCGCCGGAGUUUGUGUCGGAGCUGCUGGGCGCGUGCGAGCUGGAGGGGGUGGCCAAGCUGCGCUGCGCUGAGGGCAUGCUGCCAGCCUGGCAGCCUGAGCUGUUCUCGCGCCUGGACGGCCUCCGCGUUCUCAAUCUGUCCAGCUGCGGCCUCUCCGCUCUCCCGCCAGGUAUCGGCGCGCUGACAAAUCUGCGCGAGCUGAGGGUAUCCGGCAACAAGCUGGCCGGCCUCACCUCGGAAAUUGGCAGCCUGCGCAAGCUGCACCGCCUGGUUGCCGACAGCAACCUGCUCACCUCCAUCCCAGUGGAGAUCCGGCACUGCGCACAGCUGCGGGAGGUGUCACUGGAGGGGAAUCGGCUGGCGACACCUGUCAUUGACCUGCGCGCGCUUGCGCGACUGCGUUCCCUGCAGCUUUUCAGCAACCCCCUGGAGUUCCUGCCCGAGCUGUCCCCCUGCACCUCCCUGCGCCACCUGUCACUCGCCAAUGUGCGGAUACGUGCGGAUCCGGCGUUGGAGAAGUGGGAUGUGGAGAUUGCGGCGCCGUCGACGUUUUCGCGCAUGCACCGCCUGGCUCCGCUGUUUGGCCUCAUCUUCCGCCGCUCCUCCUGCCAACACCCGCUGCUCGCGGGCGCCCUCGGCAAGAUUGCGGAGGAUCCUGCGGCGUGCUCGGCGAUAGUGCGUGAGGUGGGCGCCAUCCAGCAGCUCAUCCUCAUGGCCCUCUCAGAGAACGAGGUUGUCGUGCAGCAGGCCUGCAAGACCCUCGGCCUGCUGGGCCGCCACGACAGCUUCACAUCGGACGAGAUAAUCCAGGGCGACGUGCUGAGCGCCAUGCUGAGCCUCAUGCGCUCGGUGAAGCACAAGAGCCAGCUGGCGGGGCUCCACGUCAUCGCUGGCCUUGCGCUGACAUCAGAGGCCUCCGCGCGCAAGCUGCUCACGCCACACGUCCUCCAGGCGCUGCAAGAGCUGGUGCGCAGCGGCGCUGACGAUGUGAAGACAGCUGCGCUGGAGACGCUCGGCAACUUGGCGUUUUGCCGCGACAACCGCGCCGCCGUGCUCGGGGCUCCCGGCCUGCGCGACUGGCUCGCCCGCCUGGCGCAGGACAAAGUCGGGGGCGUGCAGCGGCGGGUGGGCGUGGCGGCGACGCGAGCGCUGGCGAUCCUGGCCGAGAACGAGGAGGUGCGCCGCGCGGUCGGCCGGGCGCCCAUCACCGGCCGCGGCAUACGCAUACUCUCUAUGGACGGCGGUGGCAUGAAGGGCAUCGCGAUAGUGCGGCAGCUGCGGCAGCUGGAGCAGCGAACGGGGCGCGCCAUCCACGAGCUGUUUGAUCUCGUCUGCGGCACUUCCACCGGCGGCAUCCUGGCAGUCGCCCUCGCACUCAAGAAGCUGACCCUAAAGGACUGCGAGCAGAUCUACCGGAACCUGGGGCAGAAGGUGUUUUCGCGGCCGGGUGCGGCAGCCGCUAAGGAGGAGGAGGCCGGGUGGCGCGACAGCCUCUACCGCGCGUACAAGAGCGGGCAGCAGAGCAUGCGCGUGGCUGUUUACGGCUGCAAGCACGACGCGGCCAUGUUUGAGGAACUGCUCAAGGAGUACUGCACCUUUGACCCCGAGGCCAUGCUCGGCGCCGCCAUGAUCGACACCGCCUGCCUCAACACCCCCAAGUGCUUUGUGGUGUCGACGCUGGUAAGCAUGACCCCGGCCGGCCCCUUCCUCUUCAGAAACUACGAGCUGCCAGAGGCCGCCGAGGCCCACGCAAAGCAGAGGUUUCAGGACGGUGCGGCAACGGCGAAUAAUCCGGCGGCGCUGGCGUUGGCCGAGGCGCGGCUGCUAUGGCCGGGCGCACCCAUCGAGGCACUCGUGUCUCUCGGCUCCGGCGUGGUCCCCGUGCAGCGCCGCGAGAAGUCCAUGAGCGCCUACCUCGACAUCGGCAGCAGCGCGUGCAGCGUGGAGAGGGUGGAUGCUGCGCUGGCGACGCUGCUGCCGCUGGUGCCGGGCAUCGCAUACUUCCGCUUCUGCUGCGAAGACGUGCGCUGCGGCAUCGAACUCGACGAGAUCGACCCCGAGCAGUGGGCGCUGCUUGAGGCGGCCACGGAUGAGUACAUAGAGCGGGAGGAUGCGCGCUUCCAGGCAGCUGCCGAGCUGCUGCUGAGCGGCUUAGACCCUGCCCCUGGCGAUGCCCUCCGGCUGGGUUCGCGGCGGUCCAUCUUGCUUGCGGAGGCACCCCGAAGCAUCGACGCUUGUGCACACAGCCAUGUCGAGAGCGUGGCUGCUGCAGUGGCCGAGCUGCCUGAUCUGGCCGAGCGGUGCAGCUUUCAGCAGCUUCCGGCCGGCGCAGCGGCCCCGGACAGCAGCGCGGUAGACACUGCUCAGUUGCUCGAGGCGUUGAGGCGGGGCAGGGGCGGCGUGGGUGUUGUGCACCUGGGCAUGCAUGCGACGGAGGAGGGCCUGGUCGGCGCAUGGGCACACCAAGUGGAGGCUGUUGCAGAGCCCAGCCCCUCGGUGGACGCGCUGCUCGAAGCGGCAGGCUGUGACCCGGGGACGUCGCUCGCGGCGCUCUGCGGCGCGGCGGCCUCGGCGCAUUUCUCCCUCUCGGGCACAGAAAACUCGGCAGAGCUGGUGUCUCUGCUCGGGGCGCACAGCCAGAUCGUGGGCGGCCGCCACGUGGCCUCGGUGCUGCUGCAGCGCACGUCUCCUGCUGCGUUCCUGACCGCCGACCAGGUGUUAGGCAUGGGCCAGCUGUUGGAUGGGCAGCUGCUGGUGACGUCCUCGGCGCUGCCGCAAGCGCUGCUGCGUGCAUUCCUCGAGGUCGGCUGCCGCGCCGUUGUUUGCCGGGACGCGGCCGCGCCGUCGCCGGCCGCAGCCGCCGCCGCCGCGUUCUUCCGGGCUUUCUACGCGGGGCUGCGCCGGGGGACCGCCCUCCCACAGGCGCUGUGGAGUGCAGAUGUGGAGGCGCCUGAUCUGGCGGGUGCUUUCUGCUGCGUGACCCUUGUGGACGGGGAAAUGGUGGCGGCGCAAAUAAGCUCUGGCCGUGAACCAGAGCCAGAAGCGAGCUCGGUGAAACAGGGGAGUUGA
Molecule: messenger RNA, 3561 nt
Organism: Coccomyxa subellipsoidea C-169
Lineage: Eukaryota; Viridiplantae; Chlorophyta; Trebouxiophyceae; Coccomyxaceae
Exons: 23
Coding region: 1-3561 (1186 amino acids)
Biological process (GO): fatty acid metabolic process
Cellular component (GO): membrane
Molecular function (GO): glycerophospholipase activity; protein binding
Source: RefSeq, a predicted model, not a curated record